UGCACCUCCCUCGGCGCUCUGCCUCCCGUGACUCUGAGUUGGUGACCUCGCCUAACUCACUGAGUCACUUGCUCCCAAUAACUUCUCUCUCGUCGUUUCCUCUCCUAACCCUAACUUCCCCCUUCUAUUUCUACAAUCCAAUUUCCUUUUUCUUUUCUUUUAGAUUUUUAAAAUGGUGGCUCAGUCUCUGCCCUCCUUGGACACUUCCGUCCCAUCGCCGGAAAGCCCAAACAAAAGAGUCAAGAUCCAGUUAGAGGAAGGUUCCUCGCCCAAGGACGCCGUUUCCGGACAAAGGAGAGCUAGCGCCAGACUUCAAGUUGCAAAACAAAAAACUGGCAAGGAGCUUUUGUUAAAGCGGGGAGCGGACCUUCUGAACAAAAAUGGAGCAAGUUGCAUAAAAAGGGUCAAUAAGAAUACGGAAAACCCAAACCUAAAUUUAAAUGGUACCAAACAGCUUCUUCAGAUUUCAUCAUGUCAUACUGAACCUAAAGUGAGCUCCGAAAACCUUAACCAAGAUCAAAAUGGUACCCAUCAACAACUUCCUCGGGUUGAACCCAAGAUGACUGUGAAAGUAGCCAAAAUGGUCCAACGAGCUGCCAAAAUUGCUGAGGGACUAGAUUCUAUUCGUGCUAUCAAUGCUCCAAAUGUUUUUGAGAAGAGUGCACAUAUUAAGGUGAAAGAGACUUUGAGGUUUUUCAACAAGCAUUACCUCCACUUUGUUCAGGAAGAGGAAAUGAGGUGUGCUGCAGUCAAAGGUAGCAAGAAACCAUCGAAGGGCAAAAAUUCCCAAGAUGUACCUGAUGCUGAUGUCAAGGGCAAAGCCAAGCGACCUGACCUGAAAGCAAUAACAAAGAUGAUAGAGAACAAUGAGGUGCUUUGUCUCGAGAAAAUGAUAGGCUGCCUUCCAGGCAUUGAUGUUGGUCAUCGGUUUUAUUCUCGUGCCGAAAUGGUUGUUGUUGGUUUUCAUAGUCAUUGGUUGAACGGUAUUGAUUAUAUGGGACAGUCCUACAGGAAAGGGGAGUAUGAAAACUACACAUUCCCACUUGCAGUAGCUAUAGUUUUGUCGGGCAUGUACGAGGAUGACUUAGAUAAUGCUGAAGAUGUUAUCUAUACUGGACAGGGAGGACAUGACCUGACUGGUAAUAAGCGUCAAAUUCGAGAUCAAGUUUUAGAACGUGGUAAUCUGGCGCUUAAGAACUGUGUGGACCUUGGGGUGCCUGUCAGAGUAAUUCGCGGUCAUGAAUAUGCUAGCAGUUACACUGGGAAAGUGUAUACAUAUGAUGGCUUGUACAAGGUUGUUCAGUACUGGGCAGAGAAGGGUAUUUCUGGGUUCACAGUUUUUAAAUAUCGAUUGAGGCGGCUAGAAGGACAGCCAAUAUUAACAACUAAUCAGGUUCAAUUUACAUAUGGGCGUGUUCCCAAGUCUUCUUCUGAAAUUCGUGGGUUGGUGUGCGAGGACAUAAGUGGUGGUCAAGAGGAUGUUCCUAUUCCAGCUACUAAUUUGGUUGAUGAUCCACCUGUUGCACCAACAGGCUACACUUAUUGCAAGUCAAUGAAACUUGCAUGCAAUAUAAAGCUCCCCGCUAAUGCUGCUGGAUGCAGUUGCAAGGGAGCUUGCUGGGAUCCCAAGACUUGUGAAUGUGCUAGACUUAAUGGUUCUGAUUUUCCUUAUGUGCAGCGUGAUGGUGGCAGAUUAAUUGAAGCCCGACAUGUUGUUUUUGAAUGUGGUCCAAAUUGUGGCUGUGGUCCAAGUUGUGUAAAUCGAACAUCCCAGAGAGGAUUGAGAUACCGAUUGGAGGUUUUCCGUACUCCAAAGAGAGGAUGGGCUGUUAGGUCUUGGGAUUUUAUACCGGCUGGUGCCCCAGUUUGUGAAUAUAUUGGAGAACUCAUGAGGACAGAAGAGCUUGAUAGUGUCUCUGAGAAUAAUUACAUUUUUGAAAUUGAUUGCUUGCAAACUAUGAGAGGGCUUGGCGGCAGAGAGAGGCGGCAGCAGGAUGGAUCUUUUCCAGUGAUCCAAAAUGAGGAUGAAAUUGAUGACCAGAGAUCAGAGAAUGUGCCAGAGUUCUGCAUUGAUGCUGGUUCUAUUGGAAAUAUUGCAAGAUUUAUCAAUCAUAGCUGUGAGCCUAACCUCUUUAUCCAGUGUGUCCUGAGUUCACAUCAGGAUGUUAAACUAGCUCGAGUGAUGCUCUUUGCAGCAGACAACAUCCCUCCUUUGCAGGAGCUUACUUAUGACUAUGGGUAUGCCCUUGAUAGCGUUUAUGGUCCUGAUGGGAAGGUAAAAAGGAUGGCAUGCUACUGUGGAGCAGAAGGUUGCAGGAAGCGGUUAUUCUAAGUGCUGAAAUUGAUCCUGUUUGUAUGUAUGUAUGUAUCUGCAUUCUUUACUGAUUCUUUUUGUCUCACUUGCAAACUGGUAGGGGCAAUGUCUAUAGGCUUCCCUAUGUUUUGGGUCCAAUGGUGACCGGUUAGGCGCUGCUAGAUGUUUUGGUGACAAUUUUUUGUUGCAAGUGUAGAAAUCUUGUCUCAGUCCCCUCGCAAACCCUGUACAAGAAAUGCACU
Hibiscus syriacus is the source of this 2556-nucleotide messenger RNA. Its product is annotated as histone-lysine N-methyltransferase, H3 lysine-9 specific SUVH4-like. Gene Ontology annotation, molecular function: histone methyltransferase activity; protein binding; zinc ion binding. The record is from RefSeq and is a predicted model, not a curated record. The transcript is spliced from 15 exons. NCBI's taxonomy places the organism in Eukaryota, Viridiplantae, Streptophyta, Magnoliopsida, Malvales, Malvaceae. Gene Ontology annotation, cellular component: nucleus. The coding region runs from base 173 to 2332 and encodes 719 amino acids.